GCCAGGGACAGCCUCCGGGCGGCAGGGGUGGGGGGACACCCCCGUAGCCUGCCGGGGUGGGGGAGUAGACCCUGCCCGCCGCCCCCCCCGCCCCGUCCGCAGCCGUGAGGGGACUCCCCGUUAGGCAGCCCCGCUCCCGGCGGGGAGGGGGGGGGGACGGACACGCUGCGGCCCCUCGCCGCCCCCACCUGCCAGCCCUCUUCCCCGCAACUGGCGGGGGAGCCUAACACUUGCCCCCUUCCCCACUAACGAGCCGAGGGUGGGCAGAGGCCCCCCCCGGCACCAAGCCCUGGUAACUGUCUAGAAGCAGCUCUGCUCUUCCUCGCUGGGAAUAGAGCUUCCUGGAGCUCCCUCAGUACCUGUUUUGGGGAGAGGUGUCCUCAGAGCCCGGUUUCUGAGGGUUGUGAGAGUAACCCUUGCCACCUACUCCUCCCUGCUACUGAGCAAAUUCUUCCCCCCAGCAGAGGAGACGGCCCUUCUCCAGACCAGGUAGUAACAGGGGAGUCUUCACAGAAGAAACCCCGUAUGCCCAAGAGAGGCAGUCCCCAAGACAGAAAUAAGCAGGAGCUCCAGAUACUUGUCUAGUAAUUUUAAUUAUUUACAUCUGCUCAGCAGGCAGCAGAGAAAGCAAAACAAGGGAGAGAAAGCAGAGGCAGAUUUAGAUAUUCUUCUUCCCUUUUCCAGUUGCUGUUAACCACUGGAGAUAAAGGUAAUUUCCAAUACUGACCUCAUCCUCCUUCAUCCCAAGGAAGAUCCCUCAUCUCCUAAUCCCAAGAGGGUUUUCUUCAGAUAUCCUGUGCAAGGAGAGAAGACACACCUCCCAUUUACAGGGAAAGGAAAAAGGCAGAUUUUGCUGAUAAUAUCCACAGAGAUAGCAAGAAUUUUUUCAGAGAAGGAGAUUUGCCCACCCUUAAGGACAAGGUGCACCUAGAGGAAACAGAAGAGAGAUUUACAGGUAGGGAGAUUGGGGAAAUUGAUCUCUGAAAUAAUCUGACAAUCAGCGAAAAGGCUGUCUCCCAGGGGAACACCCCUUUAGUAGUUAGCUGCCAAAAGGGAGAGAGGAUCUCCAUCCUGGGAUAAAACCAGCAGUUUUAGCUGACUGACAAUCCCAAGCAGAUUGUUUUAAUACUCAAGAUCCUGAUUUCAUCCACAAUCCCUUCACCCUGAAAAUACUUCUUGAAGAAGCUCUUGGAAUAGCUGACAGCAAUGCUCUGAGGAUGGGUCUCAGAGAAGGAGUGUGAAGGGCAGCACCCCAGAAACCAGCACUGAAGAUAAUCCACCUCCCUCCAGAAAAUCUUCCGGACAGAGUUAAGGUUCAUUUUAUGAACAAUACCCAGCAGCCUCUCUCUUCCUUCUGGAUUUGAUUCAUUUCAUAAACAUUUCCUGAAGGCUUCUCACAAGUAGUUACCAAAAUGAUGGAUAACAAUUUCAGACUAUGCAGAUACUCCUGCUUCCAGCAUCAUGGCCUCUGACCUGGAAAGCAGCCUCACUUCCAUAGACUGGCUCCCACAGCUUACUUUAAGGGCUACUAUUGAAAAAUUAGGGGGUUCCUCACAAGCAGGACCUCCAGGGGCUGCCCGAAAGUGUCCCCCAGGCUCACCGACAGAUCCCAAUGCCACCCUGAGUAAGGAUGAGGCUGCAGUGCACCAAGAUGGGAAGCCACGUUACAGCUAUGCCACUUUGAUCACAUAUGCCAUCAACUCAUCACCUGCCAAGAAGAUGACACUUAGUGAGAUCUACCGUUGGAUCUGUGACAACUUUCCCUACUACAAAAAUGCUGGUAUUGGUUGGAAGAACUCUAUUCGUCAUAACCUCUCUCUGAAUAAAUGUUUUCGGAAGGUGCCUCGACCGAGAGAUGAUCCUGGGAAGGGCUCUUAUUGGACAAUAGAUACGUGUCCAGACAUAUCUCGCAAGAGGCGGCAUCCUCCAGAUGAUGACAUACCACAAGACUCCCCAGAGCAAGAGGCAAGUAAAAGUCCCCGAGGGGCUGUUCCAGUCAGCACAGAAGCCUCUUUGCCACCUGAGGCCACCCCUCAGCUGUCGCUCCAGAGCACCACCCCUAUUGCCAACUACAGCCAGCAGGGCGCGGGGCCUGUGGAUGUUGCCUCUACUGUAGCAGGGGGGCAGGGCCGUGAAGGGGCCGAUGUGCCAACCCCACUGUACAGUGCCAACCAUGACUUCAAGUUCUCCUACUCUGAGAUCAAUUUCCAGGAUCUUAGCUGGUCCUUCCGAAAUCUCUACAAAUCCAUGCUGGAGAAAUCAUCUUCCUCUCAGCACGGUUUCUCUUCUCUCCUUGGUGACAUGCAGCCCUCCAACCACAACUACUACAUGUACCAGCAGCAGCAGCAGCAAGGCCCCUCAUCAGUGGGUGCUGCUCCCCCACUCCACACUCCAACCCCAGAGGGUUGCCCAUCCCAAGGGGGAAAGCAGCAGGGUGGUGAAGGUUAUGGGCCUCCACCAGUGAUGUCCAUGCACCCACCCCCAAUGCAGCAUGGAGGCUACCACCAGCAUCAACAACAUCACCCGCACUCCCACCCACAGCAGCAGCCACAUCAGCACCAGCAGCAGCAGCAGUCACAGGCUUCAAUCAACAAUGCUGGCUUUGCAUUUCCCCCUGAUUGGUGCUCCAACAUUGAUUCCUUGAAGGAAAGCUUCAAGAUGGUAAACCGGCUGAACUGGUCUAGCAUUGAGCACUCCCAAUUCUCAGAGCUGAUGGAGAGUCUGCGCCAGGCUGAGCGGAAGAACUGGACGCUGGAUCAACACCAUAUUGCCAACCUCUGUGACUCCCUUAAUCACUUCCUUACCCAGACUGGUCAGCUCCCUCAUCUGCUUGGUCCACAGCAGCCCCCCCGAAUCUCUGAUUCUUGUGCCCUGAACAGUGGCAAACAGGAGCAAUCCAUGAACCAAGUGAACUCCUAUGGUCAGCCCCAGCCUCCCCAUCUCUUCUCCGGGCCAUCUCCUAUGUACCAGAUCUCCACCCAGGACUCUCCAGGAUAUAAUCGCCCAGCUCACCAUCUGGUCCCUCGGCCUCCAGGGCCGCCUCCAGGCGCCAAUGAGGAAAUCCCCGAUGAUUUCGACUGGGACUUGAUCACCUAGCGAGUUACAGACUUGAUAGCCCGUCCUUUGUGAAGGACGCGGGAGGGGAGGGGGACAUGGGGUCAAUGGUGCCAGCACCACCCUCCCCAGCCUCCCUGCCUUGCCUGUAUAUAGAUAUAUAUUCUCUAUCUCCGCCAGAGAAGCCACCGCAAGAUGCUGCCGAAGAUAAUCCUUCCUUGCGUCCUGUUUUAUCUUCUUUUUCUUCUUUUGUUUAUUAUUAUUAUUGUUAUUAUUAUUAUUAUUAUUAUUACCAAUAAUUGAGCACAGCCCUCCCCCUCCUCUGGUGGCCUCGGACGCAUCAGAUCGGCUCUUUCGUGUUGCGUGGCGCCCUGUGGAGGGCAGAAAGAUGGGUCCUUGGUGCCAUGAAAAGACCUCGGAAGGCUGAAUCCUCGAGGGCAUCUUUCUCUGCCUCCGUCAUUUUGCGUUUAACAAUCCCUCUUUCCCUUCAAGGUGGCCGGUGAAUCUGUCGUAUUGGCUACUGGAGUGAGAGAGCCUAGUGGACCCUGGGAGCCUGUAGUUAUGUUGUUUCGUAAAUGUUGUAAAGGUCAGGGGGCUAAAGGGACACUGGAGGGGUGAUCUUAGCUCUGUGAACUUUCUCGCACCAGCAGGAAAAGCAAGAAAAGAAGCAGAGUUCCCAAGUACAAAGAGAGGGUAAUCCCUGAGGUAGGGAGAGCUGAGCUGAGCUGGGCUGGGAGGGUAGACCUGAGUUUGGAGAAAGGAGAACGUAGCAGAGAUGGUAUUUCAGCAGAGAAGUUGGGUUUCAGAAUGCAGUGCCAUCUGUGAGGACUGAGAGAGAUUUUUUGAGGGAAUCUAGACCUGUUUUCUACACUGCCUUUUGCGGUCUCCAGGUGAAGCCUACGUACCCAUCAGGUAAAAGAAGCAGUCAGGGGUGUCACAUGUGAUUCAGCAAAUUCUAUUCCCCAGAGCUUUUAAUUUCACCCCCCACCCCUUCAAGCCCUUCUUUAAAAUAUGUAGUGAGGCUCUUACUUGCAUAUGCAAAUUUGGAAGUUUUCUCCCAUCGGUAUUUGUUCAGUUGUUACUUGGCCCUCUGCCCCUCCUAUUUCUUUGGAGACUGUCCUUGCCUGUGGUUCGAGAGUGCCAGCAGCAGGAGUCGUGCCGCGUAGGUGCAAAGUCUCAGUCAGUGGUUUCCACUUUGUGAAUGGGCUAACGGUGGGAAGAGGAAGCUGCUGCUCAGAGUGGAGGUGAACUGGGGGGCUUCUGGUCAAGGAACUGGGAGGCCCUCACAAGUGUUUUUUAUAAGAGGUGCAUUAGAAGAGAGAGGUGAAGCGGGGCAGAUUUUUAAACCGAACAGCCAAAGAGUGUAGUGUAAAAGGGAGGAGGGUGGGUCAGACCCCUUGCAGUUCAGCUGGGGAGGUGAUGGAAGCUAGCGUAAAUCCAAAGGAUGAGUUUUGUCAGCACUUGCAAAUCAGGAAGGUGGACAGGGUGCAGGAGCAGGAGUGAGUGUUGAGAUGCCUCCUCCCCAAAGCUGUGUCCUGUGUUCCCCUUUUUUCUGGUAUGGCUCUGUUCUGUCAAACCUCUUGUUUCCUCUUAAUAUUUUGUAAAGCCUCCCCCUGGCCCGUAUUCCCCGUUUACCAGUGAAGGGAACCAAGAUGGAAAUAAAACAUCAUGGCUGCGUGACAGACCUGGGGCAGGGGAGUAAUAACCUCUACUCUUGACGGCAGGAAGGUGGGGAACUAGCAUUGCUUUUUAAAUUUGCUGUAGGGAUAAACAAGUUGGAUCUUUGUCAGGGAAGUGGACAGAGUCUCAUUGUAUUGGGGAGGGGGGGACAUUUUUGUUUCGUUUUUUUUUUUUUUUUCUUUUUUUUUUUUUUUAAAGUGUGUGGUUUUCGGGGGGGGGAGGGGAGAGUUCGUCAUUGAGUGUUUCCAAGAGAAAUGAGGAAUCCCAGACAACUUCAACAUGGAGUCAGCCGUUAUCUCUGCUGCCUCAGGAUGGGAAUGAUACAGCUUGGAAGCAUGCUUGAUGGGUUUCUGUGGAAAGUGGCACCAGAGACGCCCAUGAGGGACAACCUCUGGUAGGUGCCAGUUAGUGCUUUGCAGAGGAGGUUACUGAGAGCCGGCCCUGUGGAAGUCUGAAAACACCACUGGAAGAAAACCAAACCAAGAUGGCUCCUUCUGCGUAUCCAAGUGCUCCUCGUUUGCAUAUUUGCCUCAUUUGCGUAUUAAGUUGCGCCUCAUUUGCAUAUGUAAAUACAUGCCGGUCAGUGUGCAAAUUAGCCUCGUUCCUCUGCCCCUGAAAUAAAUGUGCGUUGUUAGUGCGUGGGAAGGCAUCGGGCGGAGGUCUGCGGGGUGCGCGGGUACCGGCCCGCAGGGAGGGAGGGAUGCCAGCCUGUCCCGCAGAGGGGUCCUGGGGGGCCCCUCCGGCGUGGUGUGGCCCCCCGUGCUUUGUGUCAGUGGUCAGGGAGAGAGGGGCGUGGUCUCACGAGUUUAUUUUUGUGCAUGCUUUCUUAAUAAAAAGAAAAAGUGAAUGUUUAUGGUUUAA
Aquila chrysaetos chrysaetos is the source of this 5595-nucleotide messenger RNA. It is a transcript of the gene FOXJ2, whose product is annotated as forkhead box J2. NCBI's taxonomy places the organism in Eukaryota, Metazoa, Chordata, Aves, Accipitriformes, Accipitridae. The record is from RefSeq and is a predicted model, not a curated record. Gene Ontology annotation, molecular function: RNA polymerase II cis-regulatory region sequence-specific DNA binding; DNA-binding transcription factor activity, RNA polymerase II-specific. Gene Ontology annotation, biological process: regulation of transcription by RNA polymerase II. The coding region runs from base 1462 to 3096 and encodes 544 amino acids. The transcript has 12 exons. Gene Ontology annotation, cellular component: nucleus.